Messenger RNA from Solea solea (common sole), 3011 nucleotides. Its product is annotated as chloride anion exchanger-like. Gene Ontology annotation, cellular component: membrane. Bases 87 to 2255 code for a protein of 722 amino acids. Gene Ontology annotation, biological process: transmembrane transport. Gene Ontology annotation, molecular function: bicarbonate transmembrane transporter activity; oxalate transmembrane transporter activity; secondary active sulfate transmembrane transporter activity. The record is from RefSeq and is a predicted model, not a curated record. The transcript is spliced from 19 exons. Lineage: Eukaryota; Metazoa; Chordata; Actinopteri; Pleuronectiformes; Soleidae.
CAGAUGACAGAUUAGAUAGACACAGAAUCACUGCAUAGCAGAAGGAGCAACAGGCAAAGGCGCUCAGACACCUGUGUAAUGUGAAGAUGGCAACUUUGAGGAAACACUACGUCGUUAGAAGAGAGGUGUACUCUGAGGACAGCUUUGAUGAAGAUCAUAAUAGAAUCCACAGGGUGCACAAAACUAUCCUGGACCAUGUCAAAGAGUAUCUGACUUGGGAUUCAAAACGUGCCAAAAAUGCCGCACUCUCUCUUCUGCCCAUCAUUGGCUGGAUGAGGGUCUACAGAUUUAGAGAGUGGCUGCUGGGGGAUGUGGUAUCUGGGAUCAGCACUGGACUGGUGGCUAUCAUGCAAGGACUGGCAUUCUCUCUGUUGGCCUCGCUGCCUGCAAGCUACGGACUCUACACAGCAUUCUUCCCUGUGCUCACAUACUUUUUCCUUGGUACCUCAAGACACAUAUCUAUAGGUUCCUUUCCAGUCCUGAGCCUAAUGGUGGGCACUGUAGUGGACCGUCUUGUCCCAGUGAACAGCACAUCAGUCAAUAUUACAGACUCUGACCUGGACUCGCAGAGAGUCCUGGUGGCCUCCUCUGUCACCUUCCUCAUGGGGAUUUUCCAGCUUGCCAUGGGUAUUCUGCAGGUGGGCUUUAUUGUUGUGUACCUGUCAGACACUCUAGUGUCCGGCUUUACCACAGCAGCAGCCGUGCACAUCGUGGUUUCCCAGCUCAAGUUUGUGUUGGGGUUAGUUGUUCCAGGCAUCAGUGGUCCGCUCUCUAUCAUAUACACCCUGGAGAAAAUCUUCGUCCAGAUCACCUCUGUAAACAUCUGUGACCUGGUCAUGUCAAUAGUGAUUAUGGUGAUUGUGUUCAUAGUGAAGGAGCUGAAUGACAGAUACAAAGCCAAACUGCCCGUCCCUGUCCCCAUAGAAGUCAUCAUGACUGUCAUAGCUUGUGGCAUGUCGUAUGGCUUAAACUUUAAGGACACGUAUGAUGUUGAUGUUGUUGGCACAAUGGUCCGUGGGUAUGAAUCUCCAAUUGCACCCAGUAUGAAGGUCUUUCAGGAGAGUGCUGUAGAAGCCUUUCCUAUCGCCAUAGUGGGGUUUGCUGUUGCCUUCUCUGUGGCCAAAGUCUACUCUGUCAAACAUGAUUAUUCUAUUGAUGCCAACCAGGAGCUCAUCGCUUUUGGGGUUAGCAACAUAUUUGGUGCAAGCUUCAGGUCUUUUGCAGCCAGCACGGCACUUUCCAGAACAGCCGUCCAGGAAAGUUCAGGAGGCAAAACACAGGUUGCAGGAUUGAUGUCAGCCCUGAUUGUUAUGAUUGUUACUCUUGCUCUUGGAUUCCUGUUGGAGCCGCUUCCCAAGUCUGUCCUGGGUGCCCUGGUAAUCGUAAAUCUGAAGGGGAUGCUGAUGCAGUUCAGGGAAAUACCGUAUCUGUGGAGGAGAGACAAACCAGAAUGUGUAGUGUGGAUAGCAACAUGCUUGGCUGCCAUCCUGCUGGGCCUGGACCUUGGUCUGGCAGUGGGCUUGGGGGUGGAGCUGCUUACUGUUGUCUUCAGGACUCAGUUUCCACGUUGUUGUGUCUUGGCUAACAUCCCUGGGACUGACCUCUACAGAGAUCGCAAAGACUACCUGAAUAUUUUUGAACCAAAUGGAGUUAAGAUCUUCAGGAUACCCUCUCCCAUCUUCUUUGCCAACAUUGAGUUCUUCAGGGAAAAGCUUGUCGAGGCCGUCGGAUUUAACCCCCUGAGAGUGUUGAGGAAGAGGAACAAGGCAGAGAAGAAAAUCAAGAAACUGUUGCUGGAAGAGGGAGAACAUGUUACAGAGGGAGGUGUGGGCCACUUAUUUUGCCAAACAUCCGACGAGUCCUGCAUGAACAUGGAGAAGUCUGAAAAGUCCGAUGUCCUCAACGGCCUUCCUUUCUGGAAAGACUGGAAUGCUGAGCUUCCCGACAACAUCAGUGUUCCUAGAGUGGACCUCCACAGCCUGAUCCUGGACUUCUCUGCUGUCUCAUUCCUGGACAUCUCUGCUAUGAAGGGGCUCAAAAUGGCGAUCAAAGAGUUCCAACAAAUUCAAGUGGAUGUUUACAUUGUGUCAUGUGAUGUGUACAUCCUGGAGAAACUGCACGCCUGCAUGUUCUUCGAUGACGAGAUUGUGACGUCCAUGUUCUUCCCGACCCUUCAUGACGCCAUGCUGCACGUGCUCGGAAGAAACGAGGGGGAUCACAGUAAAAGCAGAACGAUUAAAUAUACCCAACUGUAGAAGAGCUGCAGUCUUGAGGAGCGUGUGAACACAAGGAAGAUUCAUCUACUGAUGAUAAACCCCGUUUACAUUCUGCCAAUUGAAUGUACCGUCCGUCUCUACUCACUAUAUUGCCUUCAUCAGGUGUUCUAUGCAUUCAGUAAAGUUCUGUUAAGUACCAUAAUUAUGUACACAUAAUCCAAGACUUGCCAAGCCCCUUCUUAAAUGUUUUCAGGCCAUCAGCUGAGAUUCACUCAUACAUUACACACAACUCUAGACUUUCAUCUCACAUUUUCUCUGACUUCUCUCAACCAACACACAUUAAAGUACAGUAGACCAUCUCUUUGAAACAGUUUAUCUGAAUCACUGCUGAAUCAACAUGUACAUUGGUUACACCGAAGAACUGCUUAAGGACAUCUGUGAUCAACAAGAAUGCUUGAUACAUAUUCUGUUUUUCUAGUUUUUGUAGUGCUUAUUUGCUUGUUUCUAGGAAUGUGAUUGUCAACAUUUAACAAUGCAGUUUUAUGCCUGGUUUAUGUUGCCGAUUAGUGUAGCUGUUAUUGUUUUAGACACUUUUUUUGGCCUCUAACCUCUACCUGCAAUGUCUUAUAUACAGUAUGUUUUAUAUAAUUAAUCAAUGAUUCAGUCUUUAGUGCCUGUGCAUCAGUUCUUUGUCUGCAUUUGGUGUACAAGUGGCCCAAGGCAUAAAUGUUCAGUGUUUAAAUAACAGUUUGAUGAAACAAAUGCAAUAAAAUACACCAAAAGUUUUGCACUGGA